AUGCCCCUCCAGUUGCCGAAUUUCGAUGACUUACCGCUUGUUUAUGGCAUGCCGCAGGGCUGUGCGUGGGGAAUAUUUGACAAAGAUGGCAAAAAAGAUGUUUUUGGGACCCUGAACCUCUUGACGCUGGAUGUGGUUAAAGCUGCGGCUGCAGAGGUGCGCCACGGGAUUUCCGUUUCGCUAAAUUGGCCUAUUGGAAGCAUCAAGAUUUCUGGAUUUUUCCGGAAAAGCCUUGAGCACAGGGUCUUUAAGCUUGAAGACAAGGAGGCCAAUUUACAUUACGGAUUUGAUGACGAGGUUGAGUUCAACACCCAGGGAAGCAGUCAAUGGGAUAGCCUAUGUCACUUCUUACACAUCCCAACUGGCACAGCAUACAAUGGUGCCAAGCCAAUUGUUGAGGAGAUGCAGAAUCCAUCCUCCUCGAAGCAGAAGCUUCCAACAUUAAACCACUGGCACGAUCGCGGCUGUAUUGCCGGACGCGGCGUCUUGAUCGACUUCAAAUCAUACGCAGAAGCCAAAGGAAUUGAAUAUUGCCCCUUCUCCGCAUUCCGCAUAGGUGUCCCCGAUAUUGAAGCCGUCGCAUCAUACCAAGGAGUCACAUUCAAGUCCGGAGACAUUCUCAUCGUCCGCUUCGGCGUCACAGAAGCAUUGGGAAAUAUGACUGGUGACGAGCAAGCAGCUUCCCUGGCCAAUUACCAGGCAUGCGGACUGGAUGGAAGUAAAGAGAUGGCUCGUUGGCUUUGGAAUGAGCAUUUUACAGCGGUGGCUAGUGACAAUAUUGCCGUCGAGGCCAUGCCCCCCAUGAUCGAUGGUGUCGAACAGCCCUUGACACACCUCAUUCUACACCAGUGGUGUCUAAGUUUGUUUGGUCUUCCGCUUGGUGAGCUGUGGUAUUUGAAAGGUCUUGCUGAACAGUGCAAAGCCCUUGGGAAAUACACUUUUCUUCUUACGUCUGCGCCACUCAACGUGCCGGGCGCAGUUGGGAGUCCACCCAAUGCGUUGGCCCUUCUGUGA
Molecule: messenger RNA, 1014 nt
Organism: Penicillium longicatenatum
Lineage: Eukaryota; Fungi; Ascomycota; Eurotiomycetes; Eurotiales; Aspergillaceae
Product: cyclase
Exons: 5
Coding region: 1-1014 (337 amino acids)
Molecular function (GO): arylformamidase activity
Source: RefSeq, a predicted model, not a curated record